GGAAAGAAAUUGUCAGUGUCAGUCGGUCGGUCAACUUUGCUUGUUUUGAGUUGCUGUCUUGUGCACUUCAUUUCGUAACGACUGUUUUCUCUUAGUGGCGGACAAAUAUUACUGUGAUACAUUCUAAUAAAAUAGAAAAUACAUAAAAAUAUGCGCUUCUUUGUGUUGUUUUCAAAAUUAGAUGUUGAAUUUAUUAUAUUUCCAAGAAAAGAACUUCAGUGAUGUGUUUUACUGUGAACAGGUGAUUUCAAACCAUAUGCUUCAAAGUUUACGAUACAAUUUUUAAAAAUCGGAUGUGGGAAAACAGCGCUAAGUUGACGGAUAUCUUUCUUUUAAAUGAAAGGGAAAAGUUGUUUAUCCGAUUCGCAGAUGAGUAAAGAUGUCAACAGAAGGGAGUGGAGAGACACCUUCGACUGUACCAAGUUUGCCGGGGGUACCUGAGCAGACGUACCUUUUUCCUAAAGUGAAAGGACAUUCGAGAUCUAUUAGUCAUGGAGGGACUCCGAUGUUGGCGGGCAAUCCAGCUGCAUCUAGGCCACCGCUCAAGUCGGCUAUGCGUGGCCACCAACGUGCGCUAUCUCACGGACAAAUCGGCGAAGGUCCACGCGCAGCUUCGGGGCAAGGCCACAGUCGAACUGGCAGUAGGACAGACUUCAUAUUGCCGCCGGGCCACCGAGAUGCGGCUCCAGCGAGUGCGCAGCCCCGUAUCUCUUCCGUCAGGGGCCAUCACUCGCGCCAGGCUUCCCGAUCAGACUCAAUCUACACCUUACGCCGCGCUUCCGUCGUGGCACCGUGGCGACGCGCCGUUUUCUGGCUCAUGCGGAGACAGCAACCUGCCAUUGACAAUAGGCACCUCAUUGUCAUACCAAACCAUUUGGUCCCUGAUAAAACGCCACCUAAAGACCAUCCUAAUGGCCAUAGAUGCAAUAACAAAAUCAGGACUACUAAAUACACAUUGCUAUCUUUUUUACCUAAGAAUUUGUUUGAACAGUUUCAUAGGAUUGCAAAUGUGUAUUUUAUAUUUAUAGUGCUACUGAACUGGGUGCCUGCUAUAAAUGCAUUUGGCAAAGAAGUGGCUAUGCUACCAGUGUUGUUUGUGUUAACAGUGACUGCUAUCAAGGACCUAUUCGAAGAUCGCAGGAGACAUAUGUCCGAUAAACGGAUAAACAACUCUUUCUGUAGAGUCUACAAAAAAUCCAUGGAGAGGUACGUGCGAAUGAAAUGGAAAGACGUGCGAGUCGGGGAUCUCGUGCAUUUGUCGAAUAACGAAGCAGUGCCGGCCGACAUGGUGCUGCUGCAGUCGUCGAACCCUCUCGGCAUUUGCUAUCUCGAUACCUGCAAUUUGGAUGGAGAAACAAAUUUAAAGCAGCGAAUCGUCGCUCCGGGCUUUAAGGAAAAGCAACUCGAGUUUAAUCCGCUAAAAUUCAAAAGCACGGUGGAGGUGGAAAGGCCUUCAACGAAAAUAUACAGAUUUACUGGAACAAUAUCACAUCCAAACGGGGGAAGAGUUCCUUUAAAUUCAGACAAUUUACUUUUGCGAGAUUGCACUAUCAAAAACACGGAUUACGUGGAAGGAAUAGUCGUCUAUGCGGGACAUGAAACAAAGGCUAUGCUCAACAAUGGUGGGCCGAGGUAUAAAUGUUCCAAAUUAGAAAGAAAGAUGAACACAGACGUGAUAUGGUGCGUCUUAGUGCUGUUAUUUCUUUGCUGCGCUGGCGCCGUCGGUUGCAAAGUUUGGUUCGACAACUACUACCCAUAUCUAAAUAAGUUUACGCCGUUCAUUCCCUAUGCUGAUAAACCGACACACGAGGGCCUGUUAAUAUUCUGGACGUACAUAAUAGUACUACAGGUCAUGAUACCAGUCUCUCUAUAUGUUACAAUAGAAAUGACGAAGCUAUUGCAAGUGUAUCAUAUACAUCAGGACGUCGAGAUGUACGACUCAGUAACAAAUACUCGGACGGAAUGUAGAGCGUUAAAUAUCACUGAAGAAUUGGGUCAGAUAAAUUAUUUAUUUAGUGACAAAACUGGCACGUUGACGGAAAACAAAAUGGUGUUUCGGCGAUGUACAGUGGGGGGAGUGGAUUAUGAUCAUCCGCCUGGUCCUGACGCAGAGCCCUCGGCGGAGCUCCCCCCUAUAGUUACACCUAUUACUAAAGUAUCACCGAAUAGAAGAAUGCUCCAACAUUUACUUGACAGCAAUGACGCUCAACAUACACAAAAGGUCCGUGAGUUCCUGUUGAUUCUUGCCGUCUGUAACACUGUGGUGGUGAGCCAACCUCACGUUGACUCUUUAAGUAAUUCCACCACCAGUGAUCAGUUUCGAUCCCAGAAGUCGUCCAGAGCGAACGGAACGCUACGAUCUAACGAUAAGAGCAUAACAAUUCAAGUAUGUGGUAGUAUCUCCAGAGCUUUGCUAAGAUACGCUCGGUUGACUGAAUCCAGAUCGACGACGCCAUCGCCGCCGCCGUCGACGACAUCGCCCUUACGUAUUCGACUACCGAAAUUGCCAUUUGGAAGUAGAGAUGAUAAUUCUAGCGAGCCGAGUACAUCUGCGGAAGUACAAUUGGCACGUUUCGAAGCGGAAAGUCCAGACGAGCUCGCCCUUGCGGAGGCGGCCUUGGCUUACGGCUACGAGCUCCGAGGCUGGGCGCCUGAUGAGGUGGAACUGGGUGUUAGGGGUGAGCUGACGAAGCUCAAGGUCCUGCGGGUACAACAGUUCGACUCUAAUAGGAAGUGCAUGUCUGUUGCCAUGCGCACUCCAACGGGACAGGUGGUGGUGUACGUGAAGGGCGCGGACAGCACGGUGCUGGGCGCGCUGGCGCCGAUGCGCGCCGGCUCGGCGGAGGCGGCGGCCUACGAGCGCACGCGCGCGCUGCUCUCCGAGUACUCGCGCGCCGGCCUGCGCACGCUCGUCAUGGCCAAGCGCGCCAUGCAGCCCGCGCUCUGGGAGGAGUGGCUCGCCGGCCACAACCGCGCCUGCGAGAUCGGGGAAGGUCGGGAGAAGCGCAUCCGCGAGUCGCUGGCGCGGCUGGAGAGCGCGCUGAGCCUGGUGGGCGCGACGGGCGUGGAGGACCGGCUGCAGGAGCACGUGCCGCGCACCGUGCGCGCGCUGCUCGACGCCGGCAUCGUGGUGUGGGUGCUCACCGGCGACAAGCCCGAGACCGCCAUCAACAUCGCCUACUCCGCCGCGCUCUUCUCGCAGAGCGACCGCCUGCUGCACCUCAUGUCGCGGGACAAGGAGCACGCGGAGUCGACGAUCAAGAGCUACCUGGAGGGCGGCGCGGAGGGCGGCGGGCGCGCGCUGGUGGUGGACGGGCGCACGCUCACGUACAUCCUGGACCGGCGCUCGGGGCUGGUGGCGCCCUUCCUGUCGCUGGCGCGCCGCUGCUCCGCCGUGCUGUGCUGCCGCGCCACGCCGCUGCAGAAGGCCUACAUCGUCAAGGCAGUUAAGGAAGAGCUGGGAGUGACGACGCUUGCCAUAGGUGAUGGGGCGAAUGACGUGUCCAUGAUUCAAACGGCAGAUGUUGGCGUGGGGCUCUCCGGACAGGAGGGGCGGCAGGCGGUGAUGGCGUCGGACUUCGCGCUGUCGCGGUUCAAGUUCAUCGAGCGGCUGCUGCUGGUGCACGGCCACUGGUGCUACGACCGCCUCGCCAGGAUGAUACUCUACUUCUUCCUCAAGAACGCCACAUUUGUGUUCCUAAUAUUCUGGUACCAGUUCUUCUGCGGCUUUUCAUCGUCGGUGAUGAUCGACCAGUUGCAUUUAAUGGCGUACAAUCUUAUGUUCACCGCAGUUCCUCCUAUCGUUAUAGGCGCGUACGACCGCGUGGCGCCGGCGGCGCUGCUGCUGGAGCGGCCCGGGCUGUACGGCGCGGCACGGCGCGGGCUCGCGUACCGCGCGCACUCGUACUGGCUCGUGCUCGCCGAGUCGCUCUAUAUCAGUCUCGUGAUCUUCUUCGUGGCGGCCGCCGCCUACUGGGACACGGACGUCGACAUAUGGGCCUUCGGCGACUGCAACAUGACGGCCUGCCUGGUCGUCAUGCUCACGUACGUCGCCAUCGAGACGCGGAGCUGGACGGUGAUCCAGGUGGUGGCGCUGUGCGGGUCGCUGGGCUCGUUCUUCGCGCUGACGCUGGUGUACCAGGCCGUGUGCGUGUUCUGCUUCAACCUGCCGUCCACGUUCCGCGUGCUGCAGCACGCGCUGGCCGACCCGCUGUACUGGCUCGUCGUCGUGCUCACCACCGUGGCCGCGCUCGCGCCCAGGCUGGCGUGUCACGCGGUGCGCAACUCGUGGCGGCCCGGCGCCGUGGGGCGCGCCGUCGCGGCGCGGAGGCGCGCCCGCUCGCGCCUGCCCUACGCCGCGCACUACCACACGCCCACCGCCUCCGCGCACGUCUACAGGUGCGCCCACACCCCACUCGCACAGACACACCACACGCCCACCGCCUCCGCGCACGUCUACAGAUCAACAGAUGAAGACGGCCUGCAGAAGAGCCAAUCGGAAGUGGCGGCCAUAACGUGACGGUGAAACUCGAACGUUUGCAGAUUUACUUACACGCGACUCGCCCGCGCGGGACUUUCAAACCUAGGCUGUGAUCUGUCGAUAGAAUUAUUGUAUAGACUUUAUGUGCUUUUAUACUAACGCGGGACCAAUGCGUCACGUCUCAGAGGACGGAAAAUUUCGACGAUGAUUUCGUUUAAUUUGUAUAUGUACUUUGUAAAAGUUAAAUCGACGUUUGGUGAACAUCUGAUUUAGGAUUUCAGUAUUGUAUUUAGUUUUUUUUUUUAUCUUCGACUCGACUUAAUGUACUUACUUCGGAAUUAACUAAGGCGGAAUCGAAAUUGAUUUCCAGUUCUUGCUUGCCAACAUGGCGUCCGCCAAAAGUAAUCUCAUGCCAAUGGUCGAUCUCGGCGGACGCAAAACCCCGGUUGUAAACCAAGGGCGGUUUUAGGUGUUCAGAGGAAAUGUAAAGCGAGUGAUAUUGUUAUGAAUGUUGAUAGAUGGUGUAUUUUUGUAAGGAAUAGUGUUGUCGGCUUCCCUCGUGUGUUGUCGCCUUAAAGCCUUGCCUUCUCAUAGACUGCACGCGUCUGGGCCAGCCUUGGACGUGAAAUAUGCACUAAUAACUAUUUUAUAUACCUAUAUCAUUAUAUAUUAUAAUCGACAUUAAAAUGAACUAAGCUGCAUAUAAUUAUGUCCCCUUUUUAUAAUGUAUCAAUAGAUACAAUCUGAUUUAAUUUCACUCGUGUCGACUUAAAAUCGUUUUUGAUUUUAAUGUACCUUCAUAUCAGCGUUGACCUAGAUAAGAGUAAUUAUUAAAUCACUUUGUACUUCUUCAAUCUUAAUGAGUUAUAUUUUAUGAAAUCAAUAUAAACAAGUGAUUAACAAAUCAAUGUAACUAAAGAGACGUUCAAUCUUUGUUGCAGUAAUGAAAAGCUAAUAGAAAAAUAUAUUAUGUACUCCACAUAUCAGUACAUAAUUUGUGUGCGUGUAGUUUGAACUUUUUAUACUACGAUAGUGUUAUCGUUUUGAAAACAACACGUAAAUAAAGUGCCUUUUGUAUGCAUAAUUAUUGCAUGUCUCACUCCCAAGCCUCUGCCUACGACAAGAUAUUUCCUAAAGAUUUGACUAUUUUUAAUACUGUUUCUAGUUAUUGUAAAUACAUAAAAAUUAUAUAUUUCUACAUUGACAAUGAUUGUUAUAUGUACAGUAGGAUAUUUUUUAUAUUUAAUAAAUAUUUGUGUAAAUAACUUGUAUGUUCUAAGACUGUUGUUUAUUUAAAGCUUUUAAUUUGUUGAGUUAAAUUAAACGAAUAGGGUAAAUGCUGAAGUAUGUAUUUUCCAGUCAUAUUAUGAGUUUGCUGAUUAGUGAAUGCCCGAAGGCGUUUCUUGCCAUAAACAUGAGUGUGCGGUAUUCGCGAUGUUGCUUACACAUUACAGUGUAAGCACUUUAUUGUGUUGCAAAUAAAUGAAAUUAAAUCGGAUCUUUAUUUACAAAUGUUUUUUUUUAGCUUUGUUUUUUUUUUUGUUUUUAAUACAAGCGUCGCCUAUGGCUUGGUUCGAAUAACUGAUGACAAUGUUGCAUACACCUGUUAUUUGCACAGGUAUUUUACGUAUGAAAGUUUUAUAUUCAUGAUAUAAAUUUUUUAAUAUUGUAUUCUAGUUACCGGCGCGUAGUAUUCCGAUUAUUUAGCAGUAUUUUUAAAUUAUACCUAGUCUUGUCAACGAAUGUUAGUAUUUAUCUAUCAUUUGUUAUUUAAGUUAGUCUUCUAUAAUUACCUUCCAUUCGUUAAUUAAAACAUAUAACAUGUAUGCUUUGAGCGUUUGUUUGUAACAUCUCAUAUAAUGCAGCUCUUGAAGCGUAGAGAACCUAAUCUUGGAAUCUGUACAUCACCUGAUAUUAGACAGCACAGAAGAGCACAGUGAUGACUAGAAAAUACAUUAAUAUUCAAAGUGUUGUUUUUAAAUAAUAACAAAAUAUUUAAUUUUUAAAA
This is a messenger RNA of Zerene cesonia (dogface butterfly), 6488 nucleotides long. Its product is annotated as probable phospholipid-transporting ATPase VD. Bases 380 to 4519 code for a protein of 1379 amino acids. Gene Ontology annotation, biological process: phospholipid translocation. NCBI's taxonomy places the organism in Eukaryota, Metazoa, Arthropoda, Insecta, Lepidoptera, Pieridae. The record is from RefSeq and is a predicted model, not a curated record. The transcript has 17 exons. Gene Ontology annotation, cellular component: plasma membrane. Gene Ontology annotation, molecular function: ATPase-coupled intramembrane lipid carrier activity; magnesium ion binding; ATP hydrolysis activity.